CGGGAAUCUCUCUUAUCUUCUCACCUCGCCACUCCCCCGCCGUCCAAUCCUUCCAUUCCCUCUACCUCCACCUCCACCCCACACGCUGUCGCCGUCAUGGCCGCCGCCUCCUCCUCCCACCCCGCCUUAGGCCCUGCCGCCCCCCUCUACCACCCCCAUGCCUGCCCCUACGCCUCCACCCGCUUCUCCCCGCCGCAGCCGCCCCUCGGCGCGCUCCUCUGGCGGCGGCCGCGGCGGGUGGCGCCCGCCACCUUCUGCUCCGCGCCGUCGCUGCCACGACUCGGCCGCGUCGGCUGGCCACGCCGGGAGGGCAACGCGUGGCUGCUCUCCUUCCGCGCCGACACCGCGGCGCCGUCCACAGCGGCCGGCGACCCCUCGCAGGCGCUCUCCGCGCUGCUCCCGCUCGUCGUCGCCGCCACCGCCGUCGCCGCGCUCGGGAACCCCGCCACCUUCUCCUGGGUCUCCAAGGACUACUACGCGCCUGCGCUUGGCGGCAUCAUGCUGUCCAUUGGCAUCAAGCUUUCCAUCGACGACUUCGCUCUCGCCUUCAAGCGGCCCGUGCCACUAUCGAUUGGCUACGCUGCGCAGUACGUGCUCAAGCCAUUGUUGGGUGUGCUAAUCGCAAAGGCAUUCAGGAUGCCAUCGGCAUUCUUUGCGGGUUUCGUGCUUACUUGCUGCGUCUCAGGGGCUCAGCUGUCAAGCUAUGCCAGCUUCCUCAGCAAAGGGGAUGUGGCGUUGAGCAUUUUGUUGACGAGCUGCUCGACUAUAUCUUCGGUGGUUGUCACACCUGUUCUCACUGGAUUGUUGAUUGGUUCAGUGGUUCCGGUUGAUGGAAUUGCGAUGGCGAAAUCUAUCUUGCAGGUGGUUCUUGUUCCUGUAACACUCGGCCUUCUUCUGAAUACUUAUGCAAAGGGAGUGGUGAAUGUUAUACAACCAGUAAUGCCAUUUGUUGCUAUGGUGUGCACUUCUUUGUGUAUUGGCAGCCCUCUUGCUAUAAAUAGGAGCAAGAUCCUCUCUUCAGAAGGAUUCUUUUUACUUCUCCCCAUAGUGGCUUUCCACAUUGUUGCAUUCGUUGUGGGUUACUGGAUUUCCAAGUUGCCACAAUGGAGGCAAGAAGAGCCUGUUUGCAGGACAAUUUCAGUAUGUACUGGGAUGCAGAGCUCCACCCUUGCUGGACUUCUCGCUACACAAUUUCUUGGAAGCAGUCAGGCAGUUCCUGCAGCAUGUUCUGUUGUCAUCAUGGCAAUAUUUGGUUUGACUCUUGCAUCAUACUGGGGAAGUGGUUCUCGAAUAAGAGAUGUCGUUGUGGGAUUCUUUCCACAAGCUUCCGCAGGUGUGAGCUCGUGACAAGCUGCUGGAUAUUGCAUCGUGAUUCUUUCAUGGACCCUUUGAGACACCAGUUCCAGAAAAUCGUUCGCCAUAUGAGGCUCGAGCUACAUGGAAAGUGUCCUGCAGCACAAGCCUGCGUGAGGUACGCCAUGGCUAUAGAAGAGAACUAAAGAGAACUACAGAUUGUAGGCUUUCGAUGAUAAGCAUCAAGGAGAACAACCUUACGGCAAGACUUGCACAAGAUGGGAGGGAUACUGAGAUCGCAAUCAUAUACUUAUAUAUCAUAAUAUAUCAUAAUACUGUAGGUUUAGUUAGUUUGUCUCUCAUCAGCUCCUUGUAGAUACUGGAUACCACUAGACACAAAUCAAGGAUGCUCAUAUAUUAGACAUAUAGUACUAGAUAUAUGUAUGUGCAAUAUCAUUGGCUCUGGUGCCCCAUUCUUAUCAAAGGUAUUUCUUCUUUCUUUUUUGAAA
Phragmites australis (common reed) is the source of this 1802-nucleotide messenger RNA. RefSeq names its product probable sodium/metabolite cotransporter BASS3, chloroplastic. NCBI's taxonomy places the organism in Eukaryota, Viridiplantae, Streptophyta, Magnoliopsida, Poales, Poaceae. Gene Ontology annotation, cellular component: membrane. The transcript is spliced from 5 exons. The record is from RefSeq and is a predicted model, not a curated record. Bases 97 to 1347 code for a protein of 416 amino acids.